AUGGGGAAGAAGGAAAAGACCAUCCGUGAAAAGGCAGACCAAAUGAGUGACAGCAAAAAUGAUGAAGAGGUGCCAAAUGACCCCUCCGCACGGAGUGGGGUGAUGAGGGAAAAGGGCCCACACAGCACAAACCCCGUGCGGAACACCUGCAAAGGCGAAGAUGCAGCGCGCAUCAAUAUGGAAGACACGCACAUUAGUAACGCCAACGCCAGUAGAAACGAUGCCACCCCAAAGUACAACAUUUUUAUAGAUAAGAAAAGCGCCAUAAACAGCAUUUUGAGCUCCACGUUCGCUGGAAUUAUGUCCAGGACAGUGACAGCCCCGCUGGAUAGGGUAAAAUACAUAAUGCAGGUAACGAACAAUUUACCAAUUUCUGAAAUUUUUAAAAUAAUAAAAAAGGAUGGAAUGGUGUGUGGGUUCUUCAGGGGGAACUGCGUGAAUAUCGUGAAGAUCAUUCCGGAGCUGUCCAUAAAAAUGUACUCCUAUGAGUUUUUAAAAGUUAACGUGUAUAACUACUACAGAGGUGAUCAUAGUAGCAGUGGUGGGGAGAGUCCAGUCAACCUUGCGAAGGAUCAGGAGAAUCUCGACAUCCCCUUCUUCAUUCGGUUCAUCAUAGGAAGCUCCAGCGGGGUCAUAGCGGCGUUGUUCAUUUACCCCCUCGAAAUAGUAAAAACGAGAUUAAUCGUAUCGAACAAAAAUGACCACAAUGGAAUUAUCAAAUGUUUUUACAACAUUUAUAAGAACGAACAGUGGAGGAAUUUCUACAACGGACUCUCCAUGCACAUCUACGGAGUCAUUCUAUUUUCGGGAUGCAACAUGAGCAUAUACGAUUAUUUGAAGUACCUUUUUUUUACACUCUACAAGGAUUAUAUUCACUCCACACACUGCAUCCCAAGUGGGCAUCACUCUGGUGAACACAACGCACCGGAGGGGCGAGACGCGAAAAAGAAUGCGUCUCAAACGGUAGACAUCAGCAGCAGUAAUAGUAGUAACAGUAGUAAUAGCAGCAGUAGUAACAUCGCAGGGGGAGAAACUUUCCUCAAAUACAACCUACUAAACGGGUUGUCCUAUUUGAGGAAAAAAUCCACCCACUGGAAUAAUCCAAUUUAUACGCACCAAAAGGAAAGUCCCCUGAACAAGUCAGAAUGCGCCUACUGUAACUAUAGGGUAAAAAACGUCAAUUGUCUGUCCUUCCUUUUUUUUGGUAUCACAAGCUCCUUCAUCGCGCAAAUUGUUAGCUACCCCUUUCUCGUUUUGCGAACCCGCAUGCAAACGCUCAACAAUGAGAUAACUACAAAUUAUUUGAAUAACGAGAGGAAGCACAUAAAGUCGUGCAGCUUUAUUCUGUACAACGUCAGGGUCUAUGGGUUCAAGUCCCUCUAUCGAGGCAUCUACGUGAACCUCCUCAGGACCAUACCUGCCACGUCGAUCACGUGGUUCGCAUACGAGUACGCCAUGAGGAAGUUGCAGGCGGGAGUUAAGCUGUAA
Plasmodium coatneyi is the source of this 1488-nucleotide messenger RNA. Its product is annotated as Transporter. Lineage: Eukaryota; Apicomplexa; Aconoidasida; Haemosporida; Plasmodiidae. The coding region runs from base 1 to 1488 and encodes 495 amino acids. Gene Ontology annotation, molecular function: ATP transmembrane transporter activity. The record is from RefSeq and is a predicted model, not a curated record. The transcript has 2 exons. Gene Ontology annotation, biological process: transmembrane transport.